Fusarium redolens is the source of this 1782-nucleotide messenger RNA. RefSeq names its product Up-regulated during septation-domain-containing protein. NCBI's taxonomy places the organism in Eukaryota, Fungi, Ascomycota, Sordariomycetes, Hypocreales, Nectriaceae. The record is from RefSeq and is a predicted model, not a curated record. The transcript is spliced from 4 exons. The coding region runs from base 1 to 1782 and encodes 593 amino acids.
AUGGCUCAUAUUGCUGGAUACAUCGUCAAUAUUGAUGUCAACCAUAUAACAAAGCCGCCCUCUCACCCAGGCUUACCUAGCCUGUCUCUUCAGAAUCAGCUUCAUCCAGAGAAGCCAUUUACUUGGGAAGUGCGACAGCCCGACCCACCGCGGAAAUACCAGUUCUUCCCCAAGGAGAGGAGGUUGCCGGUCCUUAACAGCAGGACUAAAGGCGUGGACGUCGAGAAGGGUAUUUCUACACCUUCGCUGCUAACGAGUGAUAAGAUAGACAAGCUCGCGCUAGCUUCCAGUGGCCUGAAAAAGAGGCUCAAACAGUAUAGUUUGGUCCUACAGCGCAAAAUCAGUGUACCAGAGCUUGGGCCCAUGACAGCAGUUCAAGAACUUGCCAUUGAUUCCCCGGCUAUUCCUGGACGCCCGCCGCCCUCACACGCGCGCUCCACUAGUGUCCCUAAUAAUUCGUUCGGAGAGUACCAGCUUACUGAUACUUUCCUUUACAUCUCCAGCGACGAUAAAGGUUCCCAGUCUCAGUCCCUCGGCAAAGAGGCUCCUCAGGCAUGCCCUCAAGGCAUAGCCACCGUCUCGCCGCUUGACCCCCUGGCCAACCCCAAGUCUGAUGUACCAUUACCCUUACUCCAGCGCCUGCAAUCCUUCAACUACUUCCCUACUAGGAAUGAAUCUCCUAGACAUGGCCGCAUCAAUGGAUCCCCUCAAAGCCGCACGGCCACCAUACCCAAGUCUUCUAUGCCCGAUCUCACGACACCUAAGUCAGCAUCAACCAAUACCACGUCCUGCGGCACGCCGCCUACUCCUGUUUUAGCACCACUAAUGGAGUCUAGUGCCGCAGCUCUUAACCUAUGGGAUGGAAGUUACACUCCUCCCACCAUCACGACGGAAGUAGGUAAUGCCUCCCGAGGCCACCGAAGGGGUGACUUGGAAUCAUCGGGGAUUAUGGGCAGAGGCCUACCGAGGGAGGGAUCUGGCUUAGGCACCAACAACGAUCCAUUCAUCCAGAGACCAGAGCCGAGGAGAGGCAAGAGCUUAGAGCAAAAGGCCUUUGAACCGUUGCCUAUUGGUCUUAAGCAAGCCGAUGCCUUUGAGAAACUCGAGCAGUCUGAACUUACUUUACUUCAAAAGAAAGCGUUCGACCAGGUAAGACGAUUUGAUAUUCUUAAGUCAGCGGAUGUCGAGACGCUUUCUAAGGAACUCCGUCACUUGGAUGAGAGGACUGAAUACUUGCGUCACACCUACAAUGCUCUCCGCAUAGGCCGCCGGAACCUUCACUCACGCAUCUGUCAGUACCUGCGCUCUUCUAGUAUCGCCAAGUUCAGCCAUGAGUUGUUGCUGAAACAGGAGGAAGUACUUGCGAGUCUGGAUGCCUCUAUUGAUGACUGGGUGAUGAAGCUGGAACAGGCAGAGAACCGACGAACCCGCGUUCAUCAGAAGCUUCUCGAGCAUAUUGCUGUAGCUGCGUGCCUACCUGUUGGCGGAUUGACCACUACACCGGAGCCACAACAGACCAACACUCCUGCUUCUGGCACCGGUGACAUAUCGACUCCUUUGCGAAGCCCCUCCAAGGAAAUAUUCACAUCCGCUCGUCCCUCGAGCACCUCGCCCUCGCCUCAACGCGCCGUAGCUCGGGUUCUCAACACCGUCGUGGAGCAGUCUAUUAUCGGAAAGGUAGCAACACGAGAACCUGAGCAGCAUGUGACAAGGACUGCAUCUCCGAAUCGAGCUGAUGUGGAGAUCAUCUGCAUCUAUGCUGGUGAUGAUUUGUAUGUUUGA